CUCUCUUAACAAAAACAUAAGCCUUUCCCUCCUAUGACUCUUAUUCUGCCUCCUCUCACCCCCAAGGAAAUUCGUUUCUAGACCCAACCCAUCCAAAACCCUCAACCUCACGCUGGCAAAAGCCAUCGGCAGAGGUGUCGAUUGCAGAUCAGCCGCUGUCAAUUCCAAGAGCCACUCUCCAAUUCCUCGGCCUUUCCUUCUCCGCCGUCUAUAAACAAUAACCAGCCCGUCUUCGUCGACGAUGAGAAUAUGCCCUUGGAAGGUGCCAUUCAGUUCGACAAGCCCAGCUCCUCUGCUCGAAUCAGAAAAUGGGGGCACAUUACAUAAAAUCUAGGCGUUGCAAUACUGCCAAAGCUGUUCUUGCUUUAGAGUCUACAUAUAAAUGGGCUCUAAGCGGCACGCCCCUUCAGAAUCGUGUUGGAGAACUUUACUCAUUGGUCUGCUACUUGCAAUUAGUCCCAUACUCGUAUUACUUGUGUAAGGACUGUGACUGCAGAACUCUUGAUCAUAGUUUCACACUAAUUGUUACAGGGGUUUGAAUCUCUAAGCAGAUCUAUCUCUCCAACUCUCAAUUCCUCUCUAGGUAUAUUCAAUUCUCAAAACCCUCAUCUUCCAUAUAUACGUUCAAUUCACUUCAUGCCACUCUCUAUUUCCCUAAGCGUAUGAAAUGCAUCUCAGUUUUGUUUUCUGAACCUACAAAAAUCACAAGCUUCACUUAAAAAUCCAUGAUUGUAGUAUGUGUUGGGUUGGUUUUGUCUUAGGUUCGUCUGGGAAGAAGCAUUAGAUUGGUGAUAAAGUUAUUUGAGUUUAUAUUUGCAUCUUAGAUUUCAUUUGCUGUUUGUGAUUGAGAGUCUCAAGCUCUGCUUUGUGUUUGGGAUUAAUGGUCUUUAUCUCUCUAGAGCCUGGCCUAGAGAUAAUCAACACCUUGCACAAUGUUAACUACAUUUUUGUUUGUUUUCUGUAGUCAGGUUUGUCAAGAUGUUUACUUCAAGGAAGAAGAUUC
This is a messenger RNA of Rosa chinensis, 1003 nucleotides long. Its product is annotated as DNA repair protein RAD16. The record is from RefSeq and is a predicted model, not a curated record. Lineage: Eukaryota; Viridiplantae; Streptophyta; Magnoliopsida; Rosales; Rosaceae. The transcript has 4 exons. Gene Ontology annotation, molecular function: ATP-dependent chromatin remodeler activity; ATP binding. Bases 309 to 539 code for a protein of 76 amino acids.